AUGUCGUUCUCAAUAACGCCUACUAGCGACCCUGUAGGCAUUUGGCGACUUGCAGUGACAAAGAACAGGAUGUUUUUAGGUACUGCGUGAUUAAAAGAGGUUGGAAAACGUUCAAGGAUUAUGAUUAACACUUUUAUUUUGUUCUUUGUGUGCAUGUGGCGUCUAUUUGAUGUGACAGAUGCAGUGAAGACAGUGUCAGUGAUGGAGGGAGAUUCUGUCACUUUAAACACUGAAGUACAGAAAUAUUUGUUGAUAAUGUGGAGGUUUGGAAACACAAGAAUCGCUGAAGUCAACAGACUCACACAAACCAACUCGACAUACGACGGUCCUGAUGGGAGAUUCAGAGACAGACUGAAGCUGGAUCAGACCGGAUCUCUGACCGUCACUAACACCAGAACCACAGACUCUGGACUUUAUACAGUAACAGUUAUCAGCAAAGACACCAGUUACAUGAGAUUCAAUCUUACAGUCAACGAAUCGCCGCCACAAAGUACUUCAUCACCAGAAAGAUCAUCAAGCACCAUUUUUUUGUCGUCCAGCUGUGCGGUGAAUAAUUUAACCAUCAACCAAACUGAGGAUGCCAACAUUACUGAACUCCAUCAGCCAUGUUCAGACAACAUCCUCUGUUGUGGUUUCAAAGAAACUGUGAUCCGAUUGGCUCUCUCUGCUCUGGUGGGUGUGGCUACUGUUGCUUUUCUGGUUUAUGACAUCAGAUCCACAAGAAGUGAGCUGAUCAGAACAGAAGAGAGCAGAAAUCACCGUCAGGCUCACAGAGUAAAAUCAGGCCGUCGGUAUGAAAUGAGCAGAAGGGUUAGUUCCAGAUAUGUUUGCUGAAGUUUGCUGGUAUAAACACAAAAAUAAAACAUGCAUUAAGAUUUUC
Messenger RNA from Megalobrama amblycephala (Wuchang bream), 880 nucleotides. RefSeq lists its product as uncharacterized. The transcript is spliced from 4 exons. The coding region runs from base 121 to 834 and encodes 237 amino acids. NCBI's taxonomy places the organism in Eukaryota, Metazoa, Chordata, Actinopteri, Cypriniformes, Xenocyprididae. The record is from RefSeq and is a predicted model, not a curated record.